AUGGCGACGCGGCAGCCGUAUCAGAAAAAGUUCCAGUCCCGGGACCAGCGGGAACAGACGUCGUCGCAGCAGGCGCCGAACAGUGUUGUCAAGCAGGUGACCGUCGAUGCUUUGGUGGUGAUGAAGAUUAUCAAGCAUGCCCGCGAAAAUCCCCAUGAGCCUGUGCGCGGCCCCCUUCUUGGCCUGAGCCAGUUGGCGGAUGCCUCCAAGCCCGGCGAGGAUGCGCUGUUGGAGGUGACCAAUUGUUUCCCCACUCCCCGCGUCUCGGACGAUGAUGAUGACAGCAUCGUGCAACAGUACCAGGUGCAGAUGAUGCGAUGGCUUCGUGAGGUCAAUGUUGACCACAUGAACGUCGGCUGGUACCAGGCUGCCGACAUGGGAACCUUUUUCGACGAGGACGUGGCGGCCGUGCAGUUUCAGCACCAGCGCCACAUGGCCGAGUCGGUUGUGUUGAUUUACGACCCCGUCUUGACACUCCAGGGCACGCUGUCCCUCUCUGCCUUCCGCCUCAGCAACAAGGCUAUGGAACUGUUUAGCACCGACUCCUUCAACCCCAAGGCCGUCCGGGAAGCUGGCCUGACUUAUCGCACCGUUUUCGAGAAGGUGCCCGUGACCAUUCGUGCCUCUUCGAUGGCCCGUCUGCUGAUCCCGGAGCUCAGUGCCAACCUCGACCAAUCGGAAAUCUUUGACCGCAUGGACCUCAACGCCACCUCCUUCAUGUCUCGCAACAUCAAGCUCCUCAUGGAGGGCAUUGAUGACCUUUCCCAGGAAGCCUACAAGUUCCAGCAGUAUCACCGCAAUGCCACCAAGGCGAAGGCCAGCCUCGAUGCGCAACUCGAGGCACGCCGUGCCGAAAACGAACAGCUUCGGGCCAAGGGCCUGCCCGAAAAGUCCGAGGCGGAGCUUGUGGCCAAUCACAAGACCCCCACUCCCCCUUCGCGUCUUGGCUCUUUGCUUGUCACGGCACAAAUCAACACGUUCUGCAAACAGGUGUCCGACUUUAGCGGACAAAGCUUUGGCAAGCUGUACAUUGCCAAGGCCACUCAGCCCGAGGCGGAGGAAUAA
Messenger RNA from Monosiga brevicollis MX1, 1065 nucleotides. RefSeq lists its product as uncharacterized. The coding region runs from base 1 to 1065 and encodes 354 amino acids. Gene Ontology annotation, molecular function: metallopeptidase activity; protein binding; translation initiation factor activity. NCBI's taxonomy places the organism in Eukaryota, Choanoflagellata, Craspedida, Salpingoecidae. Gene Ontology annotation, cellular component: cytosol; eukaryotic 43S preinitiation complex; cytoplasm. The transcript is spliced from 6 exons. The record is from RefSeq and is a predicted model, not a curated record.